CUUGGGGGCAAAUAAAUCAUUAGGUUACCAGGAAAGAUGAUGCUACCAUUAGGAAAGAGAGAGCUGAGAAGAAUGGAGCAGAACUGUAUCUGCCCUGAUCAACAGGAAGAGAGUGAUGCCUACUCAGAGUCUGUGAAGUUUGAUGCUCACUCAAUGACAGCCUUGCUGCCUCCCAAGCCCAAAAAUAGCCCUUCCCUUCAAGAGAAGCUGAAGUCAUUCCGAGUAGCACUGAUCACCCUGUAUCUUCUUGUGUUUGCAGUUCUCAUACCUGUUGUUGGCAUAGUGACAGCUCAAGUCCUGAAGUGGAACAUGAAGAAUUGCCUAACUGGUUCAAUUAAUGGAAGUUCUACCUCCUCAAGUCUGACGGACAAAGGAAAUGCCAGCGCAGAUGAGAUGAGCUCUGGAGAAGGUGUUAUGGAACGCAUGAGAAACAUGGAGAAGAGGAUCCAGUACAUUUCAGAAACAAAAGCCAAUCUCCUAGAUUCUGAACCCUUCCAGAAUUUUAGUUUGACAACUGACCAGCGAUUUAAUGAUGUUCUUCUUCAGCUCAACACCUUGGUUUCAUCAUUCCAGGAACACAGGAAUACAAUGGAUGACAUCUCUAAGUCCUUACUAAGUCUGAAUGCCACCUUGCUGGAUUUGCAGCUCAACAUAGAAACACUGAAUGGCAAAUUCAGAGAGUCUGCAGUUAAGCAACAUGAGGAGCUCAAUAAAUUGGAGGAACAUGUGCAAAAAGCAUCAGCAGAAAUUCAGUCUCUGAAAGAAGAACAAGGGCAUGUGGAACAGGAAAUUAAGAGAGAAGUGAAAGUCCUGAACAACAUCACCAAUGACCUCAGGCUGAAAGACUGGGAACACUCUCAGACACUGAGAAAUAUCACUUUAAUCCAAGGGCCUCCUGGACCUCCAGGUGAAAAAGGAGAUAGAGGUUUCACAGGAGAAAGUGGUCCACCUGGCAUUCCAGGUCAAACAGGUCCUCCAGGUGUUAAAGGUGAUCGGGGAGCGAUUGGCUUUCCUGGAGGCCGAGGAUACCCAGGGCCUGCAGGAAAGGCAGGAAGGUCAGGCUAUCCUGGACCAAAAGGUCAAAAAGGAGAAAAAGGAAGUGGAAGCAUGUUAAACAUGAUUUAAAUAUCAUAACAUAAUCAAUGGCUUCCUCUGUGUCAGGACCAGCAUAACUCCCUGAUCAUAUUAGGGCAGCGCCCUUUUAAGAUCAGGGGGGAUGGGCAGGACAUCUUGAGCUACCAUCUCUCUAACUGGCCUUUCACCUCUGGACAAGUCAUCAGCACAACUGACUUCAACGAUCCCUUUGCAACUCCUCCAUAUGACCUUGGCUCCUGUGUCAUGCCAUGCCUCGUUCGUGUAUCUACAUGUCUUCCUCUCCUGAUCCUGGGUGUUGUUUGAGCCUCCACUGCCAUGUUUAUACAGCUCUCCUCCACACUCCCUGUCUGUCCCUGAUGCCCUCAGCCUGGAUGACACUAUAUUAUGACUGGUGGUAUAUUGCACCUUCUCAACAGCCUCUGUCAUCUGUUCAAUCUGCCCAGUCUUAUUGAACUCAAUUUAAUACACUAGGUUAUUAGAAAAAUCUUAUGGAUACCAAGUUUAUAUGGGUUUUUUAAGCAUAAAAUAUUGUGAUCAAAAGGAAUAAGAGUGGCUUAGAAGAAAAUCUAUCCAUCCACUCGUUCAUUAACUCAUACAUCAGCAUGUGUUUAUUCCAUACCUCUGGGAACAGGCAAUAGAUAGAAAGUUAUAUAUUUUCACUGAACUUUCAGAGAUAAUUUCCCUUAAGAGUUGCAAAUAUCCAGGCAUUUACAACACUGCAGAUCUAUAUUGAGAAAAGAUCAGGGCUAUGUUUGUGUUGAGAGGAGAUAAAUAUUUUAAUACUUUCAAUAUUAAAAUAGAUUUAUUCUUAUUUGUUUAUUUCA
Molecule: messenger RNA, 1919 nt
Organism: Jaculus jaculus (lesser Egyptian jerboa)
Lineage: Eukaryota; Metazoa; Chordata; Mammalia; Rodentia; Dipodidae
Gene: Msr1
Product: macrophage scavenger receptor 1
Exons: 9
Coding region: 37-1125 (362 amino acids)
Biological process (GO): receptor-mediated endocytosis
Cellular component (GO): membrane
Molecular function (GO): scavenger receptor activity
Source: RefSeq, a predicted model, not a curated record